AUGGCUUCAAUCUCGGACCGUACCGGCUUAUUGCUUCAGCGGUUGGGGCCCAGCUUGCUGGUAGCAAAGCAACCGAGCCUCGCGGACACUGACAACACCAUUGACAUUUCUGGGGGUGAAAACGAACUCAUUCAACAGGAGCUCCAUCAAGUGCUUCAAGAAGCUAACUCAGGAGCAACAGCUGAUGAGCUAUUUUCCCUUCCUGUCACGUUUGGAGGCAACCAAGACGCGCGAGAAAAUCUGGCCAAGUUUUUCAAUGGCUACUUUGACCCGGCUCGCAAGGUUUUGCCCGAUCAAAUCGUGCUUACAGCUGGUGCGGGAAAUGCCAUCGAACUACUGAUGCAGUCGACAUGCGACGAAGGUGACAGUGUCAUUGUCCCAGCACCGCUCUGGUUUGGAUUUCUGCCAUACAUAUCUGGGCGACCAAAGGUCAAUAUAAUUACUGCCACGCCACCAGACUAUACCAGGCAUGCUGAAGACUUGGUUCUGGCUAUUGAGGCAGCGUUUGAGGCAGCCCAAGAGCCAAACAGAGUCAAAGCACUCAUCUUGACGAAUCCCCAGAAUCCGCUUUCAAGAUGCUAUCCCAAGGAUGUGAUAUUAGAGUGCGUCAAAUUCUGCAAUAGGAAGGGUCUGCAUUUCAUAUCCGAUGAGAUCUACGCUCUGGCCACCUUUGGCUUUGCCAUCAAUGACCAGCCCGGAUUCCACUCAGCCCUAUCGAUUCCAUCAGAACCAGAAGACGGCCUGGGCAUUGAUCCGAGCAAGAUUCAUGUGGUCUGGAGUCCGAGUAAACUCUUCGGCUUAGGUGGCCUGCGGAUUGGCAAUCCUCCACUCCGCGCAGCGACAUCCCUUCUAGCAUACGCAGGGGUUUCCGCUUUGAGCACCUCUAUGUUGAACACGCUGCUAGCAAGCCCGGCUCUCCCCGAGCUUCUGGAGAUGAACUCGAGUCGGUUGACAGCCUCUUACCAGAUCUUUGCUGACGGCCUUGCACGCCUCGGUGUGGACUUCAUACCUGCUAGCGAAGGUCUUUUCGUAUUUGCUAGGAUAGGAAAAGACUUGAAAUCCCAGGAGGAUGAACUUGCGUUCAAGGCGAACUUGGAGCAACACGGAGGUGUCCGCGUUAGUCCUGGCUGGCUCUACAACCAAUCGACAAGGGAGUUCGGCUGGGCAAGGCUCACCAUCUCCAUCCCACAGGAGCGAGCAGAGGAGGUUAUGGUCCGGCUAACGGAUUUCCUGACUGGGAACUGA
This is a messenger RNA of Clonostachys byssicola, 1245 nucleotides long. NCBI's taxonomy places the organism in Eukaryota, Fungi, Ascomycota, Sordariomycetes, Hypocreales, Bionectriaceae. The record is from the annotation of a GenBank genome assembly.